Molecule: messenger RNA, 1548 nt
Organism: Aspergillus alliaceus
Lineage: Eukaryota; Fungi; Ascomycota; Eurotiomycetes; Eurotiales; Aspergillaceae
Product: Dyp-type peroxidase
Exons: 8
Coding region: 1-1548 (515 amino acids)
Cellular component (GO): cytosol
Molecular function (GO): heme binding; peroxidase activity
Source: RefSeq, a predicted model, not a curated record
AUGGGCACCCCAAACAGGAAGAAUAUACAGGGCGACAUCUGGCCCGGAUUACCCAAACGAUGUGAAACCCUCCUGUUUUUCAGCAUCGCAGAUGGCAACAAACAGCGCCAGAAAUUUAAAGAGCAUCUCCAGGGUCUUAUCCCGCACAUCACAACGGCACAUGAUGUGCUGAAGACUAAGACGCGUAUUCUGGAGGAAAAGGCGACUGCAGCUUCUGUCAACGAAGUCCCGAGACUAGUGCCCUUCUGUGGAGUCAACAUUGCCUUUUCUGCUACUGGUUUGGCAGCGUUGGGGAAACAUGUUUUUGACAUAUACUCAGCGAAAAAGGAUCCGGCGAGAUGGCGCGAGGUCAAAAAGUAUCAGAUUCGGGGAGAUCUGUUCGACAAGGGCAUGUUUGAGGACUUGACACGGGAGGGUUGGGAUAAUCCGGAGGAGCUACGACCGGAGUAUAAGCCCGAUCCUGUGACGGGUCAUCGGCAGAUUGACGGGGUUGUCCUGAUUGCUGCUUGUAGUGAAGGGAAGCUGGAAAGGGCUGUUGGCUUCGUCAAGGAGAAGUUGCAUAUGCUAGACGUGGAGGAGGAAGUGGACGAGAAUACUGUUUGCAGACAGGUUUCAAUGAGAAAGGGAAAUUGCCGACCCGGUCCGUUGAAGGGAAAGGAGCAUUUUGGUUACCGACAUGGACUCUCCCAGCCGCAAAUGCGUGGCUUGGAUCCUGAGCCUUUGGGGUCAAAAGAGCCGAAAGCCAUCCCUCCAGGUCUCAUUUUUCUCAAACGAGACGGAGACCCCUUGAAUCAGCCUGCAUGGGCUAAGGACGGCAGCUUCCUGGUCUUCAGAGACUUGCAACAAUUUGUUCCAGAAUUUGAAAGAUUUCUAGAAGAAAACGCAGAUCAAGUCGAGAGCACUGGCCCACACCCUCCGUCUGAAAAGUUGGCUGCGCUCCUUAUGGGGAGAUGGAGAAAUGGGACACCACUUGAUCUCAAUCCCUACCAUGACAAUGAUACCUCGCUGCACACCGCGAAUGACUUCGACUUCAACCCAAUCGAAUCACAAGAGAGAUGCCCAUUCGCAGCGCAUAUUCGCAAGACGCGACCAAGAGCCGAGCUCGCAGAUGACACUUCAGUCAUCAUCCGUCGAGGUAUUCCCUAUGGGCCGGAAGUCUCAGACACGGAGAGGAAAAGCCGGCGGUCAGAAAAGGACCGUGGCCUGCUAUUCCUAUGUUAUCAAAGUGAUAUUCGCAACGGAUUCAACUUCAUAACCACCCGAUGGGCGAGCAACCACCACUUUCCGAACCAUAAGCAGGAGGCUGUAGGUCCAGAGGGCCCCGGUGUCGAUGCCUUUGCCGCUCAACGGCUCUCCCACCACCCUCCUCGGUCCAUUUCCUUACCCGACAGCAAACACCCUAGUGCGGUUCGGCUUGACCUUGACUCCUGGGUAGUUCAUAGAGGCGGAGAGUAUUUCUUUACACCCUCAGUUGAGGGACUUUGGGAACUUUGCUCGUUAUCUCAUCAGCACUUGAAUGCUCGACGCUCGGGGGAACUACGCCUAUAG